Cynara cardunculus var. scolymus (artichoke) is the source of this 3934-nucleotide messenger RNA. RefSeq names its product pumilio homolog 1-like. The record is from RefSeq and is a predicted model, not a curated record. Gene Ontology annotation, cellular component: cytoplasm. Lineage: Eukaryota; Viridiplantae; Streptophyta; Magnoliopsida; Asterales; Asteraceae. Gene Ontology annotation, biological process: post-transcriptional regulation of gene expression. The transcript is spliced from 10 exons. The coding region runs from base 652 to 3582 and encodes 976 amino acids. Gene Ontology annotation, molecular function: mRNA binding.
UUCUGUAUUAAGAAAUUCCUAGAAGAGUUACUUAUAUUUUUCAAGAAAAAUGAAAACCCUCAAAGUUACUGUGCUUAGUCUUUCUUUCUUUUUUUCUUACGGCAAGCAGUUGAAAACAAAACCCUAAAAAGGGUUCUCUAUGAGAACCAAUUCGCCGCCUGAUUAACCUCUUUCUUUACCUUUCUUGAUACAUAUAACUCGAACAAACCCUCAUCACUAUCAUCACUCUUGUUUCGCCUCAUCUUUCUUGCCAACCCCCCUUUUCUUUUUCUGUUAUACUCGCUGUUCUUGCAAUCUAAUGUGAAAAACAGUGAAAAUUAGUUGCCAAAAUUACGAAAUUUUCGUGUCCGGUUUGUAUGUUGUUUGAUUAUUGGGUUUGUUUGUUGUUUGAUGAUCGAGUAUCGUUCGUAUAGGUUAUAAAAGAUUGAGCAUGUUUUUGGGGUUUUCUUGAUCAAAAGUUUUGAUCUUUUACGGUUCUCAAGAACUGAUUCUGAGGUGUUUAGAUCAUAGUGAAGCAUAAAGAGUUUAAAUUUGUUUUAGGGUUUUAGGGUUUGUCUGUUUUUGUUGUGUGAAGCGAUCAAAGAUUGGAUUUUUAUGAGCUAAACCUACAAAUUUCUUCGUGUUUUCAUCUGGAUAGUUUCAUCUGUGGAUAUGUUGUCUGAAUUGGGUAGGAGACCGAUGAUCCGCCGAGCCGCUGGAGGUGGCGGGAAUGAUGGUUCAUUUGGGGACGAAUUGGAGAAAGAGAUCGGGUUAUUGCUUCAUGAACAAAAGCGGGAGGCCGAUGAUCACGAAAAGGAGCUAAAUAUGUAUAGAAGUGGCUCAGCUCCACCUACUGUAGAGGGUUCUUUGAGUGCAGUUGGUGGUUUAUUUGCUAAUAACAAUGGGAGUAGUAAUAAUUUAGCAUUUUCAGAGAUCGCUGGCGGCAAUGGGUUUACGUCUGAAGAAGAACUUAGGGCUGAUCCUGCUUAUUUGUCUUACUAUUACUCAAAUGUCAAUCUAAACCCUAGGUUGCCGCCACCAUUGUUGUCGAAAGAAGAUUGGCGGUUUACCCAAAGAUUGCAGGGCGGUGGUGGGGUGGGUUUAGGCGGGAUUGGAGAUAGGAGGAAAGCCAACUGGGCUGAUGGUGGCGGUGGCGGAGGCGGUGGUGGGGCUGGUGGAGGAGGAGGUGGUGUGUCUCUUUUUUCUAUGCCGCCUGGUUUUAACUCAAAGAAACAAGAGGCUGAGAGUUCUGAGGGGGAGAAGCUUAAGGUUUCAGCUGAAUGGGGUGGCGAUGGAUUAAUCGGUCUGCCUGGUUUAGGGCUAGGCAGCAAACAGAAGAGCCUCGCCGAGAUUUUUCAGGAUGAUUUGAGCCGUUCGACUCCAGUUUCCGGACAUCCGUCUAGACCAGCUAGCCGUAACGCUUUCGAAAACAAUGAUGACACCCUAGGUCCCGCCGAGGCUAUGCUAAAGAGUUCCUCGGCAGCCCAACACAGCAAUGGCCUGCCGACAUCAUACUCUUAUGCCGCCGCUUUGGCUGCUUCUUUAUCAAGAAGUGGAACUCCCGACCCCCAACACAUUGCCAGGGUUCCUAGUCCGGUUCCCACUCCUAUUGGUGGCGGGAGAGUCAACUCUAUGGAGAAGAGGAAUCUAAACGGUCCAAAUCUCUUUAAUGGCGGCUCUUCUCACUCGAAAGAGUCGGCGGAUCUCGUGACGGCAUUGUCCGGCAUGAACUUGUCGAAUGAAGUCAUGGGGGAAGGCAAGAAUCCGACUCAUUUUGAUCAAAAUACGGAUUAUAAUGAUGGUUAUUUAUCUAAUGUGUCAAAUAGCCAUUCGGGUGCUUCUAAUAACUUAUAUGUUGAUGGAUCAUCUAAUAACUUUUAUGGUGGCUGGGAUCCAUCUUAUUCGAACUAUGGCACAAGCGGGUACUCCAUGAAUUCACCACAAAUGAUGUCCAGUCAAGGAGGCAGUUUGAAUCUGCCGCCACUUUUUGAGAAUGCCGCUGCUGCCGCCAUGGGUUUCCCUGGAAUGGAAUCAAGAUUUGCAUUGGAAUCACAAAGCCUGAGCCGGAUGGGGAGCCAGAUGUCUGGAAAUGCACCUUUCGUUGACCCGAUGUAUCUUCAGUACCUCAGAACCACCGAAUAUGCAGCGGCAGCCGCCCAGAUAGCGGCGCUCAAUGAUCCAACUGCCGAUAGGAACAGUUAUCUGGGAAAUUCGUACACGGAUUUGCUUCAGAAAGCGUAUCUUGGAUCUUUAUCUUCACCACAGAAAUCACAAUAUGGUGGUCAAUUCGGUGGAAAGUCCGCUAGUCCAAACCACCAUGGUUAUUAUGGGAAUCCUGGUUUUGGAAUGGGAUUAUCGUAUCCUGGAAGCCCAUUGGUUAGCCCGGUUCCUAACUCCCCUCGUGGGCCGGGAAGCCCGAUAAGGCUCGGUGAAGUCAAUGCACGAUUCUCCCCUCAAAUGAGAAACUUAGGUGGUGGUGCUGGUGGUGUUAUGGGGCCUUGGCAUCUAGAGGGCGGCGAUAACAGCUUUGCAUCUUCUUUGCUUGAAGAGUUUAAGAGCAAUAAAACCAAGUCCUUCGAGCUUUCGGAAAUCACGGGCCACGUUGUAGAGUUCAGUGCGGAUCAGUAUGGGAGCCGUUUCAUUCAACAGAAACUCGAAACCGCCACUACCGAAGAAAAAAACAUGGUUUUCCAAGAAAUCUUUCCUCAAGCUCUUACCCUGAUGACUGAUGUCUUCGGGAAUUACGUGAUUCAGAAGUUCUUUGAGCAUGGAAUGCCAACCCAAAGAAGAGAGUUGGCUGGAAAGCUUUUAGGCCAUGUGUUGACACUCAGCCUUCAAAUGUACGGCUGCCGUGUAAUCCAAAAGGCAAUUGAAGUGGUUGAUUUGGACCAAAAGAUCAAAAUGGUUGAAGAGCUCGAUGGUCAUAUCAUGAGAUGCGUACGCGAUCAGAAUGGGAACCACGUUAUUCAGAAGUGUAUCGAAUGUGUUCCUGAAGAACAUAUUCAGUUUAUCAUUACGACUUUCUUUGAUCAAGUCGUGACACUUUCUACUCAUCCAUAUGGAUGUCGGGUUAUCCAGAGGGUACUCGAGCACUGUGAGGAUCAAGAAACGCAAACUAAGGUGAUGAACGAGAUUCUAGCUUGUGUAAGCAUGCUUGCACAAGAUCAGUACGGAAAUUAUGUCGUACAGCAUGUAUUGGAACACGGAAAGCCGAAUGAGCGUUCUAUAAUAAUCCACGAGUUAGCCGGAAAGAUUGUUCAGAUGAGUCAACAGAAGUUUGCAUCCAAUGUUGUUGAGAAAUGUUUGACUUUUGGCGAUGCAAGUGAACGCCAACUCCUUGUGAACGAGAUGCUUGGUACCACUGAUGAAAAUGAGCCCCUUCAGGCGAUGAUGAAAGAUCAAUUUGCGAAUUAUGUUGUGCAAAAAGUACUGGAAACUUGCAGUGAUCAAGAACGCGAGCACAUACUGUCGAGAAUCAAAGUUCAUCUGAAUGCACUCAAGAAAUACACCUACGGAAAACACAUAGUUGCUCGUGUAGAGAAACUUGUUGCUGCUGGGGAAAGGAGAGUUGCUGCCCAGUCGUCGUUAUCACACGCUGGUUAGGAGGCGUAGGAAGAGUUGUACAGCUAACCGAUGCUAGUUUGAGCUACCCCUUUCUCUCAAAACGGUCAGUGCCAAAUGAAAUUUACUUGUACUAGAAGAAGAAACAAACUGUAAAUGCUGUAGUAGUUUUUAAGAUUUAUACGUAGUCGAGUCGAGUCGAGGCUUGGUUGUUUCAGCAAACGACACGGGUUUUCUUUGAGAGGGUGUAAAAACGACACUAGUUUUGUUAUGUUAUUACGACAUGUGACUGUACAAAAACGUUGCUCGUUGUUGAUGUUUGUAGGCAGAGUCGGAUUGUCGUUCUUAUGUAUUUAAACAACUUUCUUAUGCAAAAAUGUCUCUUUGAAUCUUU